UGAAUGAGCCAACAUUGUGUGGUGCGACAUUAUCACAUUACCCUUUAAAUUUUGACGUCACUCGUUUCUUGCUUUGUCAGAUGCAAUGAUUUCAAUCGUUCCGCUCCACCACAAUUGAUCAUCGGAGCCAUGAAGCUUCGAUCGAAAGGAGGGGAUGAUGCGAGCGUCAGAUUGGAAAUCGUCCGCGCCGGAAGCAGCAUCUCCGGCGGACAGACGCACUCCUUCUUCGAGCCCCACUCCGAAGUUGGCAGCGAGACGACGCCGACUCAGCCCCGCGGAGGCGGCGCCACCGCAGCCGUUGGGGCGCCGGAGAAGAAGCUCACCCUCUUCGCCUUCCGCGUCGCGAUGCUGGAGAAGUCGGCCACCGGCAUCGGCACGCUCGCCUUCGUCUGGGCCACCGUCGUCAUCCUCGGCGGCUUCGCCAUCACGCUCGAGCGCAAGGACUUCGUCUUCGUCACGGUCAUCAUCGUCACCGAGUCCGCCCGCGUGUACAGCCGCAGCCACGAGCUGGAGUGGCAGCACCAGUCCACGUGGGCGAUGGCUGCCGCGGUCGGCGAGCGGUCCAGCCUCCGCGCCGUCCGGUCCAGCUCCCGGUUCUUCCUCCGCACCUUGAAGGCCGCGCUCCACCCCCUCUCCGUCCUCCAAAUUGAGCACGCCGAGGCCGGCAGUGAACACGACCGGAAUUCCCCCACAAACGACCAAGGAAAUGCUGUCCGCGUCGCCGACCGGAGUCGCUCGUGGCAGCUUCCCAACGUUCCCCUGCUUCCCUACGCCGGUUGGGUCUUCGUCGCCAAGAACACCAGCCGACUUCUCUUGUGGCUCCAAAUCGCCUCGUCCGCCGCUUGCGUCGCCCUUUCCAUAACGCGCCUGGUUCAGCACGACUUCGGCGAGGGCGGCUCCGAGCACAGGAACCGGAAAGGUGCGCUAAUCCUCUUCUACUCCCUCGCGCUCGCCGAAGCCAUGAUCUUUUUGAUGGAGAAGGCCUACUGGUGGUGGCAAAUAUCCUACUGCUGCCUCUUCCGGGUCGUGAGCCGCGAGUGCUUCCCCGGGAGCUCCGGCGGCGUCGACGUCGCCGUGACGCGCUUCUUCUAUGACACCUACUCCAAGUGCGUCGCCGGCAGCGUCUUUGACGGGCUAAAGAUGGACCUUGUGAGUUUCGCCACGGAGCUCUUGGCCUCGAACUUGCGCGACGAGCAGCUUAUCGGCGCGAGGGUGCUGCGGAGCUUCGCCGGAAGCGACGAUUUUGGCUUCGAUACGCUCCGCAAGAUCGGCACCUCGACUGCCGUCGUUGAGCGGCUCGUUGAGAUGCUGAGCUGGAAGAACGCGCACCCGAAGCAGGAAGAGGAGCUCCGCCGCUGCGCGGCAGAGAUCCUGACGAAACUCGCCGGGAAGAGGCAGAACGUGCUCCGCGUCGGCGCCGUUCCCAGCGCGAUGGCUGCGAUCUCGUCGUUGCUUGGAAAGCCGGCGGACACCGCCGGCGACUAUGGCACCUAUGAUUUCUCAGCGUUCAAUCUUCUGGGGUUGUCCCUCCUCAAAAGGCUCGCCGCCGACCACGACAACUGCUGGAAGAUCAGCAACUCGCGCGGGCUCUUGCCCAAGAUCAUCGAUCUCACCGGGGCGAGCAGGACUCUUCUGACCAACGAACUGGCGCCGGAGUCGCAGAUCAAGACGGUGAAGCGAGCGCUGGAGGUCGUAAAGAUGCUCGCUGGCACCACCGGCGACCCCGGCAUAAUGCUCCGGCAGCAGCUAUCGGAGAUAGUCUUCACGGUGAGCAACGUGAGGGAGAUCAUCCGCUACGGGGAGCGCCACAGGGAGCUGCAGACUCUAGCGAUCGAGAUACUGAAGAACCUCGCCUUGGACGGCGACGCCAAGGACCAAAUCGGCAGAACCGGACAAGUAACGAGUCUUCUCCUUGCCAUCUUCUUGAAUCCAUCAGUCACAAACGAGGAGAAGCCGCUGAGGAAUCAAGCAGGGGAGACGCUGUCGAUCCUGGCGCUGGAAAGCAAGAACAAUUGCAAUCGAAUCGCCGACGAACCAGAGGUGUUGAGCCGACUUAUGGAAGCGCUCGACGGCGGCGACGAGAUCCAGCUGAACGCGUCCAGGAUUCUGCGCAAUCUAUGCGCCUACGGCGGAGCCAGAACUGGCCCUCGGCAACACCUCCAGCCAAUCACCGCCGCUCUGCCCACCGUGCUGAAAGCGAUCAUGGCGACGGAGGGCAAAUUACUGGAGGCAUCGCUGGGUCUCACAACGCAGAUCUGCAAACUGACGAACGCUCCCGGCGAAUUCUCCGACGCGCUCAGCCGAGCGGGCCUCGAGGAAGCCGAGCUGGCGGAGAAGCUGGCGGCGAUUCUGCGGAAAUACGCGAGUCCCGAGAUCACGGUUCCGAGGAUGAGGAGGUUCGUGAUCAAUCAGGCCAUUUGGAUGAUGAAGUCGAACAGGAGCAGCAUCGAUCAGUUCAAUAAGCUGGGGAUGGAGAGGCUGCUGGAGUCGGUGGCGGAGACGACGUCGGAGCUCGAGUGCUUCCAUAUCUUCUCCGGCAGCGUCGGCUUCAGCCGGCAAAGCAAGAGCCUGUUGUCUCGUGUAGAGAAGGCACUGAAGCUCAUGAGAUCGAUCGGUAGCUGAAAGCUGAAAGCUGAAAGCAGAGAAGGCGAUGAGAGUAUGAACUGGAGAAGUCAAAUUUGUUCUGAUUUUUUAUUUGAACACUCAUAGACAGGCAAAAUGUGUAAUAUGGACAGUGUUUGUAUUGAUUGGCAUUGGUGCAUUACUAAAUCGUUCGCAUCUCAA
Zingiber officinale is the source of this 2784-nucleotide messenger RNA. RefSeq lists its product as uncharacterized. The record is from RefSeq and is a predicted model, not a curated record. The transcript is spliced from 2 exons. Lineage: Eukaryota; Viridiplantae; Streptophyta; Magnoliopsida; Zingiberales; Zingiberaceae. Bases 130 to 2622 code for a protein of 830 amino acids.